ACGCCGAGCGUCUGCCCUGCCCUGCGCGCCCGGGAGACGCCCGUCACCGCCCUCACACACGUUAGCCCGGUCCAAUCUGCCGACCCUCGCGGCAGGGCAGACGGGUCGUCGGAAGCGUUGCUAUCAAGAUGGGCCCGAUACGCCGCGUCGAUCGCCUCUCAGCGACAGAACUGCGAGCACAGCGGUGGACCGAGUCAGACCGACAGGGUGCCAUUAAGAGGUCGUGGUUGGGAGUGGGCGGAAGGCUCGUGGAGGGGUAUGGUGCCAAGUGACCUCCCCCGGACCGGCCCUGUGCUCGCCUCUGACACACAGCAGCAGUCGGAGAUUAUUAUUGGUCAUCUGUGAGGACGGGGCGCGCGGCGCCGGUUCGUGUUACAGACAAUUGGGCAGUGGGUGGUCUGCGGUGAAAGUGGUGGUUUGCGGUGCGGUGCUGGCUGAACUGUUCAGGCUACGACAGGUCAGAUAUAAGGCCCGUCUCGUCCCUCGUCGCCGCGGGUGGCCGGCGGGACGCGGUGACCACCCGCCAGGCCCGCCAUGGAUGUCAGACGGCGAGCGCGUGCCUCUGGCCAGCCAGACACCCACUCAGGGUCAGAGGGGCCGUCCGAGGGUCGACUGAGAACGACGGUAGAAUCCAGUGAGACGCAGAACGUCGGGGGUGGUGCCAUGACCGACGGGAGAACAGACAGACGCAGUGACAGUGUCGAUGAGAGUGAAGUCAUGUGUGAACUGGGAAGCGGAAACGCCAGUAAUGAUGGUGAAUCGACUGCAGAACGGUCGGAAAACACUCCCGACGGCGGGACUGGUGGAACAGCAGACAGCCCAAAUCCAACCAGCCGCUCGGCUCAGCCUGACGCCCACUGCGGUCCGUUCGUGGCCGCGCUGGACGUGGGCACCACCUCCGUACGCUGUGUGGUGCUGGACCGGCGGCUGGAGGUGCGCGGCGUCUGCCGGCGGCCCGUCCAGCUGCUCUACCCCGUACCGGAACACGUGGAGAUCGACCCCGAUCAGCUGUUCGAGGCGGUCUGCGAGGUCAUCAAGGGCGCUGUCGCUGACGCGGGUCUCACACUGCAACAGGUGACCACGCUCGGGAUCAGCACCCAGCGGUCGUCGUUUACCACGUGGAGUCGGGACACGGGCCGCUGCUACCACAACGUGGUCUGCUGGAGCGACCGGCGAGCCAGCGGCCUUGUCAAGGCGUGGAAUGCUUCUCUGAUGUUCCGCGUCCCGGCUCACGUCUGCUGGCUGCUCCACAAGGUCACCGGCAACCCGCGCCUCCAGGCCGUCAGUGUGCUCCGGCUGAUGAACGCUCAGGUAACUAUGCGUCUGCUGUGGUGUAUGCAGAACAUACCCGCCCUGCGCGAGGACAUUGGCCGCGGUCGGGCGCUGUUCGGCACACUGGAGACAUUCCUUCUCUACCGCCUAACCGCUGGUAGACUACACGUCUCAGACCGCACUAACGCAGCGGCCACCGGCUUCUUCGACCCAUACCUGAUGCAGUGGUCCGGCUAUCCACGAUUCCUCUUCGGCGUCGCCCCGCCGAGUAUGUUACCCGAGGUGGUUUCUACAACGUACGACUUUGGCAUCACGGCUCCGGAGGUGCUGGGCGCCCCGCUGAAGAUCAGCUGUGUGAUCGGAGACCAGAGCGCCAGUCUGUUCGGCGCAGAGUGCUGGCAGCGCGGGGACGUGGCGGUUACGCUCGGCACCGGAUCGUUCAUGGAUGUCAACACGGGCGAGCGGCCACACACGUCGGUACGCGGCUUCUACCCGGCGGUGGCCUGGGAGCUGGGCGAGGAGGUGGUGUUUAUGGCCGAGGGAGCCGCCGGGGACACCGCCGCCAGCGUGCUCUGGGGCCGGAGGAUCGGCCUGUAUGACGCCGUGGAGGACACGGCCGCGCUGGCUGAGUCCGUCCCUGACGCCGGCGGCGUGCGCUUCGUGCCGGCCUUCUCCGGAAUAGCGGCGCCGGUCAAUGACUUCAAGGCGGCGGCCGGCUUCAUCGGGAUAUCAGCCGAGAGCUCCCGGGCGCACCUGACUCGAGCUAUUCUCCAGGCGAUUGCAUUCCGUCUACGUCAGCUGUACGACAGUAUGCGCGCCGAGUGCGCCUUCCCUCUGCGCCACAUUCGCGUCUCGGGCGGCGUGGCCCGCAACGACGCGCUCUGUCAGAUGGCCGCUGACGUGCUGGGGGUGCGGCUGGAGCGGCCCCGCGAUGUGGAGACCUCUGUACGCGGGGCGGCCAUGCUGGCAGGGCUGGCGGCCGGCGUGUGGCGCGACCGGAGCGAGCUGGAGCCUCUGCGGCAGACGGAACGGGUGUUCGAGCCGGACCCGAGCCGCGGCGCGGCGCUGCGGGCCGAGAUGGCAGAGUGGGAGAGGGCGCUGCAGAGGUUCGGAGAGUGGUACCCGGACGACGUCAAAUGAGGGGGAGAGGGGGUUCGCCAGGGGUCAGUCAGGGUUCGGCUGACGGGAGGGGGUGUGUGUUGAGGACAUUAGGGACCAAUGACGGCUGUCAUUUCUAGGCAGCUUCGGGGCCUAGUAGAUAUUUAUCACAGCGCUUAGAUGUGGAAUGAUGAGCGGCGUUUGUGGUGUUUGGGCUCAGCUUAGCUUAUUUGAAGAUUUAUGUGUGAAAGGAACGGUUGUGGGGGGGAGGGGGAGGGGGGUCUGAGCGUUAGAGAGAAGGGUCUCGUAAAAGGGCUUAAGUGAUUCUCAGAAGCUUGCAUAGUGUUAAUGCACAUGGGUAAAGAGCCAGGGUAAUUCAUGCCGGUACGAUUUCUUGCCUAGUGUUAUGGGCGUUUUGCCUACAGCAGGAACUCGGGUGUUAGUGGGUAGGUGUAUAUUUACUGAUUAGCAGUCAUAAUAUUUCUGAUCCGCAUAACAAUGAUUAUCCAUAAUCAGGCAUGAAAAUGCAUAAAAGUGACCUAUUUUCGUACCUGGCUGACCAAUGCUCGUUUAAUCACUCAGCACAAAUGUAUGCAUAUUGCAUUUUGCAUAAUGGAUGCAUAUUUAUCAGAUUUGGCAGAAUAUGCAAAUAGUUAUAUAGCUUCUAAAAACUUGUUUCCAUAUUAUCGUUUUUCCGGCACAUUUUGCCCGGACUGUGCUCGGAAAGACUACCACUAGCUCGUUAUUAGGCUUCUCAUCACGGUGAUUGGUGGCUGAUAUUUUUACAUAACUAAUGUGCAUGACGAGUCUGGUUUAUGCACUUGCGACUUGCGAGUCGGCCAGGAGAGGUAGCUCGACAAAGGUUGUUCGAUCCCAGGUAAUUAUUUAUUGAAAUAUAUAUAUCGAUAGGUGAUAAGUGAUAUAAUAUACCGCGUGCGUUAUCGACUAUGUCUAUUAGUAGCAGCUAUUACAUACAUAAGCUUGGAUGGUUGCCCAUGUAUUCCUACUCAUGCUAUCAAAUCAUGCUUCCUGGCUCGUCUUUCUUACUUACUCGUAUUUCUUGCUUACUCGUAUUUUCACAUCUAACCGGAUACCUAGUCCAUGUCGGAGCUCAGGUGAAUGCAUGUAACAUGAAUCAAAAGCAAUGUGCCUUGGCGGGAGUACAAACGAGAGCAAUCAACAUAAUACGCAAUGAUAUUUAUAGAUGGUCAUAAUAUGCAUUGGAUGGUUCGUUACGGUUGUAUCAAAAUAUGUGGCUUCUUGCUUUGCGUCUGUUUUGAUCGAUUCCUGAACAAUAUUUUUCGUUUCGCCUCAUGCUUCUUGUAUCGCGUAACAUUCUCUGCCGUGUGGAUCUUGUCGCAGUGAUAUUCACUUGCGACUUGCGAGUCGGCCAGGAGACUCCGUGAAUCCAAUUUCUGUCGUGCUCAACUGCUUAUCCACGUCGAUGCAAUAAAAUGCAGCUUCGA
Molecule: messenger RNA, 3836 nt
Organism: Amphibalanus amphitrite
Lineage: Eukaryota; Metazoa; Arthropoda; Thecostraca; Balanomorpha; Balanidae
Product: putative glycerol kinase 5
Exons: 5
Coding region: 535-2412 (625 amino acids)
Biological process (GO): triglyceride metabolic process; glycerol-3-phosphate biosynthetic process; glycerol metabolic process
Cellular component (GO): mitochondrion
Molecular function (GO): glycerol kinase activity
Source: RefSeq, a predicted model, not a curated record